AUACACUCAAAAAUACAUACUAUAAAUAAGAAACCCUCUAAACCUGCCGACAUAUUUACUUUUGACGUGACCCAUUUUCAAGGGCAUUUGUCAAAUUAGAAAUAGAGUUACAAAUUAGUAACAUCCAACUUUCGGCACGUAGGGUAAAAUGUGAUGAUUCUGUAGAGAUCACUUGCAGACAGAGGAAGUUAAGCUAUGAGGUGAUCUCAUCUUUCAAAGUGUUCGCAGGGAAGUGAACAUCAUGCCUUACGAGUGAGGCACUUGUUUGAGGCGAAUACAGUGUGAAAUAAAUACUUCUCAAGCCAAACUAGGUCAGAGAUAAAACAUGGCCUGUGCCGAUGUCAACAUGGACAUCCAAGCUUUUGAAGACGCGCCAUUGAGAGCCGAGGAGCGAGAGGAGCCUGUGAUACAAUAUUAUCGGGCCAUGGAAUUUGUGCCAGACCAGAAAGGGCCGCUGCAUGACCUGCUGCACAAACAACCGGCUGUGUUGGGGUCUCUGCAGAUGAUGAGUGGUCUCCUCAGUGUUGGAGUGGGAAUACUUUUUGCAGUAACCCAGGAGAUGUCAGAAUCCCUUUUGACGAUGUGCAGACUUUCUCAACUGAACGGAGCAAUCUUCAUCUUUGCUGGAAUGAUUUCCAACCUGUUGUUCAAAUAUUCAGGAUUACUACCUGUGUCCCUCACGGUCAACUGUGGCUGCAUUAUUGUAGCCGUAGUUUCAGCCUGUCUGAUUACUGUUGACUUGGCUUACUGGAAUCCCAAAGACGAUCUACUUCUGAGGGUAGAGGUGAUGGAACUGUGUGUGUUGGGGCUCGAGGUGUUUCUCUCUGCAGUCCUUUGCUUCUGGAUCUCUAAAGAGAAACGCACCGUGAGCAAGAACAUAUCUGAGAGCGCUUCAAACUAACUGUCAGUAAAUGAACUGCCGCGGGGCCGUUUAUUAGUGUGCAUUAGAAGAUAGACGACUGUGUUUGCAGAGUUUUUUUUUUGUGGCUUUCUGUUUCGUCUCGAUUUCCUUUAUUAGAGCUGGAGCCCCUGGUGAGCAGCCCGGGCUGUGGUUUGCGUGUGAUGUUUGACUCAAACUGAGAACACAACGUUUUGUGGUAAAUAAAUGUCAACACUUCACAUGUGAAAGAAAACACCACUCCCAUCAACCUUUGUCUUUCUCUGUAACGGCAGCAAUGGGCCUCACAGGGCUGCUUUGUCGGUCUGCAUGCAAAGCGGUCGGUGUGGUUUUACACGGCUCUUUAAAACCCGUGGAAAUAUCUGCGGUGUGUUUUCAGAUAAACGUGCACUUUUAGCAGCUCUCAAGGUUACACAGGUUACUUUGCAGGACUAUAAAGGAUUGUGCAUUAUAGACAGUAUCCACGGGUGGGAAAACCUCAUUUCAAGAAAGAAAGGAAAAGAAAUGAUUACGACAACAUUCUUUAAACAUUUUAAUCAUCUGUACAAAGUUGUCAUAACAGAAUACUGGCAAUAAAAGGAAGAUAUUCUCCAGA
Molecule: messenger RNA, 1493 nt
Organism: Gasterosteus aculeatus aculeatus (three-spined stickleback)
Lineage: Eukaryota; Metazoa; Chordata; Actinopteri; Perciformes; Gasterosteidae
Source: RefSeq, a predicted model, not a curated record